This is a messenger RNA of Xyrauchen texanus (razorback sucker), 3623 nucleotides long. RefSeq names its product myozenin-2-like. NCBI's taxonomy places the organism in Eukaryota, Metazoa, Chordata, Actinopteri, Cypriniformes, Catostomidae. Bases 135 to 938 code for a protein of 267 amino acids. The transcript is spliced from 6 exons. The record is from RefSeq and is a predicted model, not a curated record. Gene Ontology annotation, molecular function: FATZ binding; actin binding; telethonin binding. Gene Ontology annotation, cellular component: actin cytoskeleton; Z disc.
CCUUACCCCCCUGUCCUGCUUGGCCAGAGCCCCUCAGUCCCAAGUCAGAGAGAGAUCCAACACAGGUUGCACUUUCCAGACCCUACUUUCCUCUCUUAAAGGAUACUGACACAACCUGACAUAUUGCAGACAACAUGUCUCAGCAUUCUCUGAUGUCAACACAGGAGAGGAAAAUGCAGGCGGCUGCCAUUUGUAGAGAGAUCCAUGCCACCAAUGAACCAGAGAUGGAUCUUGGAAGGAAGGUUAGUGCACCAAAGGAAAUAAUGUUGGAAGAACUUUCCUUAGCCUCAAACAGGGGCUCUCGUCUCUUCAAGAUGCGUCAGAAACGCUCAGAGAAAUAUACCUUUGAAAGUAUUCAGAAUGAAGUCAACAUACAACACAGUAGUGAUGCCAUUCCUCCAGGUCAAAAUCCAGAAAUGACAGACAUUUUAAGUAAUGCAAAUGGUCUUGGAGUUGACCAGGCCCCAAAAACAUCCAACCCUGAAAGUAUUGCCCCAGGUUAUGGUGGUCACUUAAAUGAUGUUCCAUCAGAGAAGUUCAACAGUACAGCAAUGCCCAGAUCCUAUCAGUCCCCCUGGGGACAGGCCAUCAUUAAUGACCCUUCUCUAGUCGAUACGCUGGUCACUUGUAUGCCUGAACCUGAGCCCAGGAAUGAGAUACCGAAAUACAAGAGCUUUAACAGGGUGGCGAUUCCAUUUGGUGGCUUUGGCAAGGCGCCCAGCAGCCCUGUUAAACCUCUUGAUGUGGACCUUGGCCACGGCAUUCCCAGUCCCUUACCAAAAGCACCUGUAGUUGACCCCGUGAUCAAGCGGCCCACAUUCAACCGAACAGCCUCGGGCUGGAUUGCUGACAGUGCCCCUCUCAUACUUCCUACUGUCCUACUUGAGCCCAUAUCAUCCAUGUCUUCCACAUUUAUACCUGAGUCAGAUGAGCUCUGAGCAUCAUCCCAGUUCUCGUGCUGUUCAUCGUCACUGUAAUACAAGAGGCACUCUCAAAGAAUUUUUAUAAUAACUAAUAUUGUUGCAUGGUUGAAUCAGACUAGGCCAGGAAUUACAGUUUAUUACUGAUAUUUCUUUUUAUUGUCUUUGAAGAACACAAAUGGCCCUUGGUGCAAACAACUGAUACACAGUUGUCAAUAAAUAAUUGAUCCCAAAGGUGAAACUUGCACUCAGUCUAAAGUAAGGCAUACUUUCUACCAAACAAUUGUUUCUGCAGCAACGGAAUUCUGUUCCGUGGAUGAUUGGAAUUGUCUCCUAAAGUUUAAGUUCCACAUAAAAAUUCAAAUAGAUCUAUAAGAUGCCAACUUCACAAAACUUAUGCAACCCAAAUAUGGGCUUACUGAUAUAUACCUGUAUAAACCUGUACAUAUACAUGUAGAAAUGGCUGGUGACAUCAACAUAUACAGUAUAUUUUAAUUAAUUAAUAAAAAAGUUUAAUGAACUUAUGAAAAUGUUAUAUGUAUUUUCAAAUCUUUCAAAUGACAGUCACAACAGCUUUAUGGCUUUGUGCUACUGUCAGGAUCCUGUCACAACCACUUGCUUUGUUUAUAGUUCCUGGGUUGCCAACUCUGGUUUCCUGGUUUGACUGAGAUUUUGAUGACAUAGUCUGAAUCAAUCACGCAUGCAUUAUUUGUAUUAGUAGCCUUAACAUCUUAAUUGUGCAACACCCUAUCAACUGUUUGAUUUAAACCCCACAAUGAAAAUAAUUAUCUGUUUUUCUGCAUGCUUACACCAAUUAAAGUGGCAUAGAAAAUUUCAAAAGACACACAUACACUAUGGCCAAGGUUUUUCCUGGGUCAAAAAUGGUCUUCAGUUGUAGUUCACCUACAUUUGGUCAUCCAUACGCUCAAAGUUGGUUGGUUACAUAAUUGCAAUUAUUUAAUAACUAACAAAAUAAUUUGUAUGUUUACAUAUAUAUUUAAACGGAUCUAUUGAAGUUAUUUUGAUAACCUUUUCUGAUGAAAAAUUUGGAGUUAAGUAUUAAAGAGAGCUAAGAAGGGUGCAUGUGGAAUCUUUUAGAAGGGGAACUAGAAAAUGGGAACCUGACAUAUUGUUGAAACCUAUGUAUUGGAACAUGCAACUAACAAUGACUGGAAUUUUCAUCAUACUCUUUAUUUAUAACUAUAUUCCAUAAUGUCAGGGGGCCUGGGUAGCUCAGCGAGAAUUGAUGCUGACUACCACCACUGGAGUUGCGAGUUCGAAUCCAGGGUGUGCUGAAUGACUCCAACCAGGUCUCCUAAGCAACUAAAUUGGCCCGGUUGCUAGGGAGGGUAGAGUCACAUGGGGUAACCUCCAUGUGGUCGCAAGUAGUGAUUUUCACUCACAAUGGGAUGUGUGGUAAGUUAUGCGUGGAUCGCAGAGAGUAGCAUGAGCCUCCACAUGUCGAGUCUACGCAGUGUCAUGCACAAUGAGCCACAUGAUAAAAUGCAUAGAUUGAGAGUCUCAGAAGCGGAGGCAACUGAGAAUUGUCCUCUGAAACCCGGAUUGGGCAUUCCAAAUGAGGAAAUAAAAAUAAAAUAAAAACUUCAUAACUGAUCUCUUGCCAAGAAGAUUAGCUAAUCCUAACUAUGUACAAACAAAAUGAAGUAAACAAGUAUUAUGGGAGUUACGUAUGCAAUAAUGUAUAAAAGCUUCUGAAUUAUUUUGUUCGGUAGAGUCUCUAUUGAAAAAAGAUCUCUCAGGCCCUAUUCUAAUAAACAAGAUAAAGGAGAAACUGGAGUCAGGCUAGAGUUAUUAUGCUGCAGCAUGAGUCUACAUAUGUGAGUUAAGUAUUCUGGUAAAUUGCUAGCAUGUAGUGACAGAAUACAAGAUUCUCAGAUUGAGUACUGGGAACCCAGUAUUAGUUAGGUAGUUUAGGGAAUUUACUUCUAUUUUGGGUAGGUUCUGAACAUCUCCAUGACACUUUUUAUUUGACUUUUUUAUUUUUUAUUUAAAGGUGUACUCCGUAGCAUUUGUCUUUGUGUCAUCUUGGACUUACACUGACACCUAGUGGUGUGGAUGCAGCAUAAUUUAAAAUCAAUAAUUUUCAGUUUCAGAUGCCAUUGUAGAAAUUAAGUAUUCACAGUCAGCCAUGAUUAUUUUAAUCCAUGAGUGAAAGUGUCAAAUAACAGGAUGGUUUCUGAGAUUAAGUGAGUAUUAUUUGGCUGGUCAUGUGAUUCUAACAUGAAAGCCCCCAUGUGCGGACCCUCUCCAUGUAGAAUAAAACAGCUUUUAUAAGGUUAUUGAUAUGACUAGAGUCAUUUUAAUGUGAGUGGUCAUGAUUUAAAUGUUUUUAAUGAGGAAACAUUACUGAGAACACCUGAAGGUGCUAUGAGAAAUCAAACUAGUGUAUUAUAUGCUUUUAUUUCUAAAAGCCCAGUUAAAAUGUUCUGACUGUACACAGAGUAAAACACUUUAAUGAGUUGGGACUGUGCUUCUAGUGAAUAGUUUGUAUUCCUUUGAUCAGGCUUACUGAUUAUAAGUCAUAUCUUGAAAUCUCUGAAGGCAAAACAUUUGCCGUAUAUCAGACAUCAUUAGAACAGAAGGAAAACUUUGCCCAUGGAGGUCCAGAUUUUAAAGCUCUUCUUUCAUUGUUCUUGCCCUGGUCAAAGUUUAACAUAGUUCUUGGUUUAACAGCAUUCAAUA